This is a messenger RNA of Cooperia oncophora, 486 nucleotides long. NCBI's taxonomy places the organism in Eukaryota, Metazoa, Nematoda, Chromadorea, Rhabditida, Trichostrongylidae. The record is from the annotation of a GenBank genome assembly.
AUGACACAGUCGGUAUAUACUCAGUCGGCGAAUUCUUGUGUGGCGCCAGUUUCACGUCUACAAAAGAAGCAUUCUAAUCAGCUUACGGCCAGUGUUCCUAACACUCCACUUUCCACUCAAUCUGAAAAGCAGAAAAGGCAGCAGCCGAAGCCUAAACCGAGAGGGCUUCCCGCGGCGCCUGCUGGCAGCAAAAGACAGGCUUCAGCUGCAAAGCUCUCAAAGAGUGUGUCAGAGUUGGCAAGAAAGGAAAGCCUUCAUUCAAAUGACACUCACUCAUCGAUUGGAGCAAGAACUACUGAAUCACCACUACUAGAUGUCUCGUCCAUUUCCGAUGAAGUGCCACAUGAAAUGCCAGAAUUGGAAUCUUACAAAGAAGUCGGUAUAGAGCAAGUGGAACUACAGGUGUGUAACGGGUGUCUUUUUUCAUCCAGAUGGUCACGUCGACGUGAAGAAUGUGCAUGUUUUACGGAUUUAUCGAAUGAUUGA